AGACGUUGAUUCCGCUUUCAUGGCGAAGCUCGCUAAGAUUGCUACCGCUGAGAUGAUUUCCUCUAAGAAUGGAGCACGUGGAUGGAGAUGCCUCGUGCCGAAGAGGAAACGUUCUGUGAAGUCCGAGGGCUCGAAUUGAUCGUCUGGGACAGUUGUCGUUCUGAAUUGAUGAAGGAUACUUUUAAUUUUUUGUUUCCUUUCACCAAAACACAAGGACUUCCUUUUUAACGACAUUUUCCCACUUUUUGAUAGAAAAUUUUAACAACACAUAACAUAAGAAGUUAAAACAGCAGCAGGAGAAAAAACGGUAUGCUACAGUGAAUGUUCAUAAGAAGGAAAAUAAACAAUAAAAAAAAGGAAAAUUGCACCAACAUAACACUGAUCACCAUUUCUGCUGCAUAUAGCAAAGGAACGUCCUAAAAGUUCAUAAGUUGAGCAUCAAAAUGACACCAAGAAAGCAGCUUUGUUCCAUAAAAUUGACACAGAUUAAUAGUCCUUGAAGAUUAUGGGAUGUCUCUCCAAAUUGCAAAGACUCUUACUUUUUGUAAGAAAUUAAUUCAUGUCAUUACCACCUAAUGUGGAUGUGGUCUAUGAUGUAUCGGGUGUGGUCAAAUUAGAUCCAAACAGUAGUAUAUGAGGGUUAGAAGGUGUUUGAAUGGUGAAUGAGAGAACCGCCAAGGAGUCAGAGCAAUGUACCAAAGUUUGGGGAGAAAGGUGACAUUCACCUGCAAACACUCUGAUGUCCAAGUUAGUGAGUAGUAAUUUAGCAGACUAAUGGUGAGUAAAAAAGGGAAUCUGUUUGUACCUGGUGAUGUUGAGGGUUUUAUAGGCUGAUAUAAACAAUCAUUAGAGUGAGUGAGGUUGUUAUGCAUGUAGGCAGCUUGUUACAGUAUCUGUCAAGAUUGGGCAGGUUUGUUAUGCUUUUGGUGAAUAAGUUGGUAAACUCAUGAUCAAUUUGGCUUUGAUUUAUUAGUUGGUUUGUGACUAACGUGGGUGUCUUUUUGCUUUGCGUAACUGCCUCGUAGGCUUAAGAGGAUUCUGAGUGAUUCAAGGUCUGAGAAGCCCUUGGCCUUGAGGUAGUCAGGGCUGAGGUAUAGGUUGUCCCUUAGACCUUAGAUGAGUUCCAGAACAGAAGGUUUGAUAAUUGAUGUUACCUUCAUGCAUUGAUUGAUUUUGUUUCAUUGUUCUCUGUGGUAGAAGAGGAAAGGAAGAUUAUUAAGGUGAUCAUGAUUAUUUGCUGAUGUUGAUUUGAAGUUAGAAGAUAAUUUCCUUAAAAAAUAUCCUGUCUGAAUCUUGGGAACUUUUUUGGAUGCUAUUUUACAUGGUAGUUUCUUGGGGAUAUAAGAACCAUUCUUAGGUCUUCAUAUAACAGAUGGUUUAAGUUGAACAAAUAAGGUUACUUUUUAAAUAAUGACAAAUAGUUAUUCAAGGUUUGAAAUUUAGCUGUUAAAAUUUUGUUAGCUAAUUAAUUAGCAGCCCGCCCUUCAUUUUCCACAGGGACAAUUAAUUGGCUGGAGAUUGAAGGGAUGCAAGUCUGCUACAUGCUUGGCAUUUUAUUGAUGGUUUUAGACAUAUGCAUGCGUUGCCUGAAAAGUGAAUACACUAUAGUUUGGUUACUAUGAAAUUGAAAAAUGUGUUACUGCAUAUGUAGUUGGAACUAACAUAGUUUAGAUAAAGGAGGGUUCUUUUGUUCUUGGGCUAUGGUUUGAACCUUCUUACAUCAUUGGUUGGUGCUCAAGAUAUUAAAGAACAUGUUUAUCAUAGAAUAUGGCUUAUGGCUAGGCCUAGCUUGUGUUUUGACUUGAGUGAGAAACCAGAUAAUUAGAUAAUUGCUGUCAAAGUUAAUGUGGAAGGAGCUCCAAGAAGUUGUAAGUUGUAUGAUACUUUCAAGUAUGAGAGUUUGACUAACUUGGCAAGGAUUGUAGAAGAUCUUGACUGUUUGAUCAUUUAGUUUAUGUUGGUGUGCAAACUAAUAUGCAGGAUUGUCCAGCUUGACUCUGUGUUCCCAACUGUUUGAGGAACUAAAUUCUGAUUGGCAACGAGCAGCAACAAGCCUACUUGUUGCAAUAGGCUCACAUUUACCUGAUCUUAUGAUGGAAGAAAUUUUUCUUCAUUUAUCUGGGACAAAUUCAGCAUUACAGGCUAUGGUUCAAAUCCUUGCAGAAUUUGCUUCUACUGAUCCCUUGCAGUUUAUUCCACGUUGGAAAGGUGUACUUUCACGAGUUUUGCCAAUUCUUGGAAAUGUGCGAGACAUGCACCGACCAAUUUUUGCAAAUGCAUUUAAGUGUUGGUGUCAAGCUGCUUGGCAAUAUAGUAUAGAUUUUCCUUCACAUUUUCCCCAAGAUGGCGAUGUCAUGUCAUUUCUAAAUUCUGCUUUUGAACUUUUGUUGAGAGUUUGGGCAGCUUCGAGAGACCUAAAGGUUCGUGUGGCAUCUGUAGAAGCACUUGGGCAGAUGGUGGGUCUCAUAACACGAACACAAUUAAAGACCGCCCUACCAAGGCUUAUUCCUACAAUAUUGGAUUUGUAUAAAAAGGAUCAAGAUAUAGCUUUUCUGGCUACAAGUAGUCUCCACAAUCUGUUAAAUGCCUCUUUACUGUCAGAAAGUGGCCCUCCUAUGCUUGAUUUUGAGGAUUUGACUCUUAUUUUAUCAACACUUCUACCUGUGGUUUCUAUCAAUAAUGACAGCAAAGACCAAUCAGAUUUCUCUGUGGGACUAAAGAUGUAUAAUGAGGUUCAGCAUUGCUUUCUGACAGUUGGCUUGGUGUAUCCAGAUGAUUUGUUUUUGUUCCUUGUAAAUAAAUGCAGGUUGAGGGAAGAGCCAUCAACUUUUGGUGCACUUUGCAUUUUGAAGCAUCUUUUGCCAAGGCUAUCUGAAGCUUGGCAUAGUAAAAUACCUCUACUAGUCGAAGCUGUAAAGUCCUUGCUUGAGGAGCAGAAUUUAGGUGUUCGGAAGGCACUUUCUGAGUUAAUUGUGGUUAUGGCUUCUCACUGUUACUUGGUUGGUUCGUCUGGAGAGUUGUUCAUUGAAUAUCUUGUACGGCAUUGCGCUAUAACAGAGCAAAAUCGGAGUGAUCUUGAGAGCACACCAAAUAAGAGAAUAGAGAUGAAGAUUGGAGCAGUUACUCCUAGUGAGUUAAGAGCAGUUUGUGAGAAAGGUCUCCUUUUGGUCACUAUUACGAUUCCUGAAAUGGAGCAUAUUCUUUGGCCUUUUCUGUUGAAGAUGAUUAUUCCGCGGACCUAUGCUGGUGCUGUGGCGACGGUGUGCAGGUGUAUCUCAGAAUUGUGGCGGCAUAGGUCAUAUAACAAUGAUAUGUUGAGUGAGUGUAAAACCCGUUCUGAUAUACCAACUGCUGAGGAACUUCUUGCCCGUUUGGUGGUGCUUUUACAUGAUCCUCUAGCAAGGGAGCAAUUGGCCACCCAAAUUUUGACAGUUCUAUGUCUUCUGGCACCUCUAUUUCCAAAAAAUAUCAAUUUGUUUUGGCAAGAUGAGAUUCCAAAGAUGAAGGCUUAUGUUAGUGAUACAGAAGACUUGAAACAGGAUCCAUCAUAUCAAGACACUUGGGAUGACAUGAUAAUCAAUUUUCUUGCAGAGUCUUUGGAUGUGAUCCAAGAUGCAGAUUGGGUUAUGUCUCUAGGAAAUGUUUUUGCCAAACAUUAUGAACUUUAUGCAUCUGAUGAUCAACACACUGCACUUCUUCACCGGUGCUUGGGGAUUCUGCUUCAAAAGGUAAAUGACAGAGCUUAUGUCCAUGACAAAAUAGAUUGGAUGUAUAAGCAAGCAAACAUUGCAAUUCCAACAAAUAGACUUGGGUUGGCAAAAGCAAUGGGAUUGGUUGCUGCAUCCCACUUGGAUACAGUGUUGGAGAAGCUGAAGGAUAUUUUAGACAAUGUUGGACAAAGCAUAUUUCAGAGGAUACUGUCAUUGUUCUCUGAUAGUUUCAGAACAGAAGAGUCUGAUGACAUACAUGCUGCUUUGGCGCUAAUGUAUGGAUAUGCUGCAAAAUAUGCCCCGUCAACAGUUAUUGAAGCCCGAAUAAAUGCUCUUGUUGGAACCAAUAUGCUCUCUCGGCUUCUUCAUGUGCGUCACCCCAGAGCAAAACAAGCUGUCAUCACAGCAAUUGAUUUACUAGGUAAUGCUGUCAUUAAUGCUGCUGAAAGUGGUUCACCAUUUCCACUGAAAAGAAGGGACCAACUGCUUGAUUAUAUUUUGACAUUGAUGGGACGAGAUGAUGAAGAUGGUUUUGCUGAUUACAAUGAACUUUUGCGUACUCAGGCCCUUGCUAUAAGUGCGUGCACUACAUUAGUCUCUGUGGAACCAAAACUAACAGUUGAAACUAGAAACCAUGUUAUGAAGGCCACAUUGGGGUUCUUUGCUAUACCAAAUGAUCCAGUUGAUGUUGUCAAUCCCCUUAUAGACAACUUGAUUACUCUUUUAUGUGCAAUUCUUCUCACUGGUGGAGAGGAUGGAAGAAGUCGAGCAGAGCUGCUAAUGCUUAUCUUGAGGCAAAUCGAUCAAUUUGUCUGUUCUCCUGUUGAGUAUCAGAGGAAAAGAGGCUGUCUUGCUGUCCAUGAGAUGCUUCUAAAGUUUCGGAUGAUUUGUGUUAGUGGGUAUUGUGCACUGGGCUGCCAUGGGAGUUGUACACAUAACAAGCAAAUUGACCAUACUCUAUAUGGGAGUUUUUCAAAGCUACCAUCUGCAUUUGUAUUGCCAAGUCGAGAAGCUUUGUGCUUGGGAGAUAGGGUAAUAAUGUAUCUUCCACGUUGUGCAGACACAAAUUCUGAAGUCAGAAAAACAUCAGCGCAAAUUCUUGAUCUACUCUUCAGCAUCUCUCUUUCACUUCCAAGACCUGCAGGUUCGUCUAUAUCUGCUGAAGAGAUAGAAUUGUCAUACAGUGCAUUAUCGUCUCUUGAGGAUGUUAUAGCUAUAUUGAGGAAUGAUACUUCUAUUGAUCCAUCAGAAGUUUUCAACAGGAUUGUUUCCUCCCUCUGUAUUCUGUUGACAAAAGAUGAGCUGGUUGCUACACUGCAUGGUUGCUCAGUGGCUAUAUGUGAUAAGAUCAAGCAGUCAGCUGAAGGGGCUAUUCAGGCUGUUGUUGAAUUUGUUACAAAGAGAGGGAGAGAACUGACUGAUAUUGAUAUCUCAAGGACAACCCAAGCACUGAUCUCUGCCACUGUACAUGCAACUGAUAAGCAUUUGCGUGUGGAAACUCUUGGAGCUAUUUCUUCUUUGGCUGAAAACACUAGCCCAAAAACUGUUUUUGAUGAAGUCCUGGCUACUGCUGGAAGGGAUACAAUCACAAAAGAUAUAUCUAGGUUACGCGGAGGAUGGCCAAUGCAGGAUGCAUUCUAUGCAUUUUCUCAGCACAUGGUACUGUCAGUUUUGUUUCUAGAACAUGUGAUAUCUGUCCUUAGCCAGAUUCCCAUCCUUAAGGGUGAUGUGGACAGAGUUGAGGAUAGCCAGGUUGAAAGUCAUACAGAAGAUGGCAAACUGCAGGCUGCAAUUUUUGCUCUUACUGCUUUCUUCAGAGGUGGGGGAAAAGUUGGAAAAAGGGCUGUUGAACAAAACUAUGCUUCUGUUCUGUCUGAGCUUACACUGCAACUUGGAAGCUGUCAUGGUUUAACAUACUCUGGUCAGCACGAACCAUUGAGGAAUCUUCUUAUAGCAUUUCAGGCAUUCUGUGAAUGUGUUGGUGACCUUGAGAUGGGCAAGAUUUUAGCUAGAGAUGGAGAACUAUCAGAAAAUGAGAGGUGGAUUAGUCUCAUAGGAGACAUAGCAGGCUGCAUAUCUAUAAAGCGACCAAAAGAGGUACAAAAUAUUUGUCUAUUUUUUAAAAAUUCAUUGGAUCGACCCCAAAAAUACCAAAGGGAAGCUGCAGCUGCUGCAUUGUCAGAAUUUGUUCGAUAUAGCGGUGGACUUGGAUCACUUUUGGAGCAAAUGGUUGAGGUUUUAUGUCGGCAUGUAUCAGAUGAAUCUUCAACUGUUCGGCGAUUAUGUUUGCGAGGAUUAGUACAGAUCCCAAUGAUUCAUAUUCUGAAGUAUACAACUCAAGUCUUGGGCGUUAUAUUAGCUCUGCUAGAUGAUUCUGAUGAAUCUGUACAAUUAACUGCUGUAUCAUGCUUACUGAUGAUUCUUGAAUCUUCACCUGAUGAUGCAGUUGAGCCCAUUUUGCUUAAUCUUUCAAAACGACUUCGAAAUCUUCAGACAAGCAUGAAUGCAAGGAUGCGAGCCAGUUCUUUUGCAGUAUUUGGAGCUCUAAGCAACUAUGGAAUUGGGGCACUAAAGGAGGCAUUUGUUGAGCAGGUCCAUGCUGCUGUUCCUCGCCUUGUCUUGCAUCUUCAUGAUGAAGAUUUUAGUGUCCGAUUAGCCUGCCGGAAUACCCUGAAAAGAGUUUGCCCAUUGAUGGAAAUUGAAGGAUUGCUUGCCCUACUAAACACACAGACUUUCCUUUCUGAUCAUCGGAGUGACUAUGAGGACUUGCUCCGAGACAUAGCAAAGCAAUUUACUCAGCAUCUUGCAUCCAGAGUUGAUAGUUAUAUGGCAUCAACAGUGCAGGCUUUUGACGCACCAUGGCCCAUAAUUCAGGCAAAUGCUAUAUACUUCUGCAGCAGCAUUCUCUCUCUAUCUGACAGUCAGCAUAUUUUAGCUGUCUAUCAUUCACAGGUCUUUGGUAUGCUGGUGGGAAAAAUGAGUCGAUCAUCUGAUGCUGUCGUUAGAGCAACAUGUUCUGCUGCUCUGGGCUUGUUGCUGAAAUCCUCCAAUUUAUGUUCAUGGAGAGCAGUUCAACUCGAUCGGGUAGACUCACCAUCACGGAACCAUGAUGCAGAGUCCACGAAAAAUUAGCAACAAAUCUGGAAUAUAUAACUAAAAUCAUUAUUGACCAUGAGCUUGAAGCACUGCGUUUUAGGAGUGGCUGAGUGGACUGGCUGUUGGUAGAUCGUGUUGGUGUUCGUGUACAGUGUGUUGGCAAUAACCUCUUGUAUUCUAUCAUUCCCUCCCAUUUUCCCUUUUAAAUGUAUAUUCUGUUAGUCAUGAUCGUGUAAAUUGUUGUACAUUAAUCACACUUGAAGCUACAUCACGGUCACGUAAGAGAUUUUUGUAUUUUCCAUUAUUUUUUCGUAUAAUUUAUCAUAAAAAUUGAUGGUGUACACGUACAAAUAGAUAGCCAAAGUAUUUUAAAUAUUUGGUGCU
Messenger RNA from Cajanus cajan (pigeon pea), 7190 nucleotides. The record is from RefSeq and is a predicted model, not a curated record. NCBI's taxonomy places the organism in Eukaryota, Viridiplantae, Streptophyta, Magnoliopsida, Fabales, Fabaceae.